CAAUGUUUACAAAAAGCACAAGGACGCGCACCAUACCUAAAUGUGAAAAAAGCCAUGAAAUCGAUUCCAAAGAUGCUUGCUCAUCACUAGCCUCUCAAGAAAAAAUGUUAAACGUUUUUGUGACGUCAAGAGGCAAAAAAUAAGCGAGGGCAGUGCCAAAAGAAAGUCAGUGAUUUAAAAGCUUCAGUGGUGACAGAAGACAGGCAGAUCAUAAACCCUAACUGACCUGUCGGAGAAACUGAGGACUCUACGUUCUCCGCACUUGGUAAAUUCUUUUCCUCCAUGCACCUGUCAAACCAAAGGAUUAACGCCUUUAAGAUUUAAAAAUAAGCCUAUGGGACACGGACUCGUGGAACUGUCGCAGGGUCCUUCCAGCUGCAGUCCCCAAAAUGAGUAGAUCAGCUUCAGUGACCUCCUGCAUCGCCAAAAUGUAUGAAGGUGGUCCUGUGAAUUGUACAUCUAGAUCGUCAGGUCUGGUCAGACCUUCCAGUAUGGGGGCACCGAGCCAAUCCGCUGUGGACAGGCAACUGGACAUUCUAAAUGAGAAGGUGGACAGGUUAGUGACCUUUCAGGGAGAAGUCUUGAAGAAAGUUGACGCAAUGCACCGAGGCAUUGAUAACAUAGAACAGGGUAUUGGAGAGCUAAAGACAUUGCAGGAGCUGCAGUAUCCCAGCAGCAGCAAAAGACUGACCCCUGUCAUGGAAGACAAAGGGGUGUCCCUGGAUAUCAAAGCUGUAUGUGCAGAAAUUCUGAAAUUGAUUAAAAUUGUACAUCAGGAUACAUCAAAACAAAAGGCUAAAAUAGACGGAAUAGAAACAAAUAUGUCUUCAUUUGAGACAGUCGUUCACUUUGUGGGAGAACUUUUCAAAAACUCUAAAGUAGUGGAGUUCAUCUUGAAAGGCGCUGUGCCCUGGAAGAAAGGAAACCUGAUUGACCACGAAACGGAGGAAAUAUGUGUGCCUGAAGAAAAAGAUGCAGAACCACAAUUUAAAUUUAAUAACAGGGGAAUUCAAGCUGCACCCAGAGGACCUUCUAAAGAUAUGGGAAAUGACAAACAGUCAGUAGACAAGGUCAGCAAGUGUGAAAGUAAUUCUGGCAACACUAACACAACUCAGGCGGCUCCAGAUGUUAAAGAAAAAUGCAGUCCACAAAUUACAAAAGCUGCAAUGAAAGAGAAAGAAUCAAAGUGCAUUACUGGUGGACAACAGUCAAAAAGCAUACCCAGUGACAAGAAGGAUGUUAAAGAUAUCCAGAGCAGAGAACUGAACACAGAUGACUACUCCAUCAACAGACUUUGUGAUAACACACUGACCUCUAAAGAUAAGGAAGCUAAAAGAAUAAGGAGUGCACUACAGGAGAGGUCAAAUGAGGCCACCAUUCCACCAGUGACAGAACAUGAAGAUGGCAUAGACUCCACAUCAUUACUACAGCAAUGGAUUUCUGAUACACAGCAGAAGGCUCCGGCUAAGGAAUGUGGAGAUGCCACGAAGAAGAGGGACCAAAAUAUAAACAUUUCUAAAAAACAGGCUGCAAAAAAUCUAAAAUCUGAGACCCUGGAGAAUAAAGUUAGUACAUGUCCUCAACAGCGUAAAGAAGAAGAGAAGUCCUCUAAUAAAAACAGGACUAAAAUUAUUCAAGAACAAAAAAUCACAAAGCAAGACUGUGUAAUGGAUUCUGAAAGACCAUCAAAAUUAUUUUCUGCAAAGCAAAACUCUGUAAAGGGAAGCACUUCAUUUUCAGAACAGACGCUUGAACAACAACAGUACCAAAGUGGUAUGGAGAAUAAGACAGAAAGAGACAGAAAAGGGGCUGAAUGUACAGUGAAAGAAUCGGAACAAAAGACAGCACUUCAGAAUGACAUAAUUCUGAAACCAAAUGACCUAAAAGAAAAAGAGACAGAAACUACAGAGCCAUCCAUGAGAGAACCUGUAGAUGGGACUUCAGUGGCCGAAACCAAUACAGAACCUGAGAAACAGAGUUUAGUUGUAGUAGAUGACAGUCCUGCUCCGCCUGCACCCUUUGGCCAUCGAAUAGUGAGCACAAAACUACAACCUGUGAAUACACUGUAUAGUGUACACCACCAUGAACUGUUAGGAGGAGGGCGCUUUGGCCAAGUUCACAAGUGUGUGGAGAUAUCUACAGGCCUCUUCUUGGCAGCUAAAAUAAUUAAAGUGAAAGGUUCAAAGGACAGGGAAGAAGCAAAGAAUGAAAUCAAUGUCAUGAACCUUCUGAAUCAUGCUAAUCUGAUCCAGCUGUACGAUGCAUUCGAAACAAAAAAUAAUCUCACAUUAAUAAUGGAAUAUGUUGACGGUGGUGAAUUAUUUGACAGAAUUGUGGAUGAAAAUUAUCAUCUGACAGAAAUGGAUGCCAUUGUAUUCACCAGGCAGAUAUGCGAAGGAGUUCAUUACUUACACCAGCAGUACAUUCUCCAUUUAGAUCUUAAGCCAGAAAAUAUCUUAUGUGUAAGCAAUACUGGAAAUCAAAUAAAAAUUAUUGAUUUUGGACUAGCCAGAAGAUAUAAACCACGAGAGAAACUGAAAGUAAAUUUUGGUACACCAGAAUUCUUGGCUCCAGAAGUGGUGAACUAUGAUCACGUUUCAUUUUCUACGGAUAUGUGGAGUCUGGGAAUCAUCACAUAUAUGCUGCUCAGCGGUUUGUCUCCCUUUCUAGGUGACUCUGAUACGGAAACACUGAAUAACAUACUACAUGCUAAAUGGGAAUUCGAUAAAGAAGCAUUUGAGCAUGUGUCUGAAGAAGCAAAAGAUUUUGUUUUAAAUCUCUUGGUAAAGGAAAUGAGUGGUCGAAAUAGUGCUGCUAACUGCCUAAAGCAUCCAUGGUUAAAUAAUCUGCCAGAAAAAGCUAAGAAGUACAAGGUGCGACUCAGGUCCCAGGUGUUGUUACAAAGCUACAUGGCACAAAGAAAGUGGAAGAAACACUUUUACGUUGUAGCUGCAGCCAACAGGCUCCAAAGAUUUCGUCUGCAACAUUCAGUGAUGCAGAAGUAGACUGCAUAACAACUGGAACAGGAAUUAACUGGAGAUCAGUUUAGCUCUUAUAGUGAAGUCGUUCACUGUGUUUAUUUGAAGUGUAUAUAAUAUAAGCUCUGUGGAAGGAGGAUCAUCGCUUCUUUUCCCCACUUAACAUGCUCUCAGAGUCUAAACAAUGUUUAUGCUAUGCUCUACUAUGCUAUAUGUGAUCUAUAUUCAUAUGGGACAUUCCCAUAUAUGCAUUACGUCUUCUGCAUAUUGUAAAUCUAACCCUUUUGUUAACUGAAUUCACUGAAAACAAACUAAGUGUGCACUUUAAACACUGAUUAACUGGUAAGAAUGUGGCUUUCUUUUUGUGUCUGUCAAUGCAGAGGGCAAAUUUUAGUGAACAGUGUUACUUUCAACUGAGAAGGUCAUAGGAAAGACAUUUUUUGUUGCAUGCAAACACUGAGAAAUUUUAAUGACCACAAAAACGUUGGCACAAAGCCUGGCUAAGAUACUGUUAUAAAUAACUGACAGUGAAAAUCCAUACAGGGGGCAUGUAAGUAGGUGUGGCAGUCAUAUAUAUAUAUAUAUAUAUAUAUAUAUAUAUAUAUAUAUAUAUAUAUAUAUAUAUAUAUAUAUAUCCAUGCUGUUGUUAUAAUUGCACCGUUGAACAUAGAUCUCAGCAUUCUGCAAAUCAGGUUCAGGUUAUUUUGCAGUCGUGUUACAUAAGCUUCUUUAUAGCUGCUAUUACAUAUUUUUUCAGUUUUAAUUUAAAGGACAGUUAACAAACCAAAUUCAUUUAAAUUUAUUGGAUUUACUUUUCCACAAAGAUAUAUUGUGUCAAUUUUAUUGGUUAAAUGUAAAACUUGCUGGAAAGCUAAUGAAUAAAUGCAUUUAAAAAAAUGACCAGCAUCUCAGACCAGUUAGAUUACAAAAAAUAUCCAAAGUGUAUACAUUUCCUUUAUCACUUUUUAACUAUAAGAAAAGAAAUUGAUGUUUUAGAGUAUACUGCUGUUUACAAAGAAAUCUACUUCCAGAACCACUUGCAGAUUCUAGUGUUCAGUGACAACAGUCCUAACAGCAUUGUCAGAAUUUCUUGACUCAGAUAAUUACUGUAGUUUAAUGAUAAACUUUAUAUGAGAAUAAAAGGUCAAGAUCUCACACUUUUAUGCAGCACUUCAUAAAAGAGUUACUGCUGACCCUGGAAGGCCAAGCACUUUUGCAGAUUUUCAGCAGGGUCUCUGCAUUGCAUUACGUGUAGCAGAUGACAGGCAUAGAAAUGUAUAUAAACUGACACACUAAUGUAGGUUCUAGCAUGUAGCAGCAUUUUGCUGACUAAUAUUGUCUUUUGGCUUUUCCUGGUUAGGGGUUUCCACAGUGGAACUCCGGUCUGCUAAUGAUUGGCAGUGGAUUUUUAUGGUGCCGCGUUGCCAGCCCGACACCCAACCUUCAAAGAAGGCACACCCAUUCACGCAUGCACCUGACAUUGUGAAAUACAUACAUCUUAGACAGGACAGGGGACUCCAGAGUUUAAUACAUUCUCCAAUCCUAAUUAUGUUAAGACCACACCCCCUCACCAGCUUACUGAUUACAGUUAUCAUUAGUAGAAUUCAGGAUGGCUUCCUGAAAUAACCAGAGUUCAGAACGCUCUGCAUUUUGCUUAUCAAAAGAGAGUGUUCAAAUUCCUAAGCCUUUUCAGAAACUUUUGACUUUUUUGUAGACAAGCAUUUGUUAAAAAUCAGUUACCUAAAACUUCAUAUAUUUAUUUGUAGACUACAAUGUUAUAGCCAUCUGUUCUUUCAAAUUAGGAAUUCAUGACAUAACUGAUAUCACUUUCCUGAAUAAAAAAAUCAGGACUGCAAUCUGUUGCCUGUCAAGCAGUAGUCAAACCCUCAGCAAAAGUUCUGAAUCUGUAUUUCUUCUAAGACCACAUACUGCAUUAAGCACACUAGGUUUCUCAUGCAGCUUUAAAAGAGGAGCAGACAAAUUGUAACUGUUUUGUAUGCCUAUACUAUUUCUUCCAUGUUGACACCUUUUUAUGCAAAACUGUGAGGAUUUAGUUUCACUUCACCAUGGCUCUUUUUCAGUAUCAGUAACUAUCUCUUCUUUAGCUCCUGAGACUAUUCAUGCUAUCCCAGAGUCAUAUAGCUCUGAAAUUUUGGUAUCUUUACCCCCAUCAAUAACACAAGAGACUUGACACAUUCUUGUUAAAACACUUCAGAUCUGAGUUGUGCUAAGAAAAGGUGUUAUGUCAGCAAGAGAUUGAAACAAUGUAGCACGUGAAAAGCCAAUCCUGCCACUUGAUGCUCAGCUCUGCUUCUUUCAGAGAGUUUUGGGGGUUGGCAUAAUGGUUAAUGUGUUUAUCUCACAUGCAGAAGGUACAGGGUUUGAUUCUCACCUUUCAGGAAUAUUGGCUAGGCUUAAAAUGGCCCAGAAGGACAGCUGGCCUAGUACUUACCUAUGAAACUAUGAAAUAUAACUGUAAGCAGUCAUACUUACAAACGUUUCCCAGCCUGUCACACUGCUGCUGCUGCAUCCUUAAUUGCAGAUCAGGUUAAAUAUGAGAUAUUACAACACUGUAAUGUCAGGAACAGAGCAGUAAUCAUAGCACUAUCCCACCACCACCCGACUUGUUGGCCCAAAGUGGCUAUGGCCUGUUCCUGAAUCCUACUUGCCAGAAGGGCACAAAAGAUGGGGACAGCAUACAGUAUAAUAAUUCUUAGCAUUGCUAGUCUGGUUAACAGCUGGGGGUUAACUUUUAACUUCAGUUACAUACUUGUCUGUUCCUGAUUUAAAGUUUCAUGAAAAACCGAGCAU
Molecule: messenger RNA, 5789 nt
Organism: Protopterus annectens (West African lungfish)
Lineage: Eukaryota; Metazoa; Chordata; Ceratodontiformes; Protopteridae
Gene: MYLK3
Product: myosin light chain kinase 3
Exons: 13
Coding region: 390-3005 (871 amino acids)
Biological process (GO): positive regulation of apoptotic process; intracellular signal transduction; protein phosphorylation
Cellular component (GO): cytoplasm; nucleus
Molecular function (GO): ATP binding; protein serine/threonine kinase activity
Source: RefSeq, a predicted model, not a curated record